CCUGAACAUCUCCUUAGAAGAGCUUGUUUCUUGCAUGGAGGAAAACACAAAAUGAGUGAAAUGUAUCACAAAGAGAUCUGGGAGCGGAAGAUAGCCCUGAUGGACCAGCCUAAGCUUAUCUGAGUCCCUGCCAGAAAUGUCUGACACCACCCCACCAACCAAGAAGAUGGCCUGCCUCUCAUUGACAGAUCAAGAACCAAGGAGGGAGAAGAGAAGGCAGAGGAGACACCACACCCAGAGGAACAGCAGGAUCUCCUAGAAGGACAUCCAAGACCUGGUGACCGCUGCCCAGGCUAUGUGCCCUCCACAAGGCCUCCUAUCCUCUAUUCUCUUGACUGUUUUUGCUAACUUCAUGCUAACUCUGCUACUGCCCAGCCUCUCCCAACACCUACCACUGGAGAUUCUAUGCUAGGGAAACCUACAAUGGACACAGUAAAGUUAUAGGAACCCAGGACUGCCCACAUGAAGGAUGUCAAACCAGGAUUGAGAUUCCCCUACACACAGAAUCUAUCUCCACUGUCCCCAGCCCUUUUCUCUGCUUUACUUACUGAAACACAGGUGAAUGUCUCCAGGAAAUCUCCACAUAUGGAGGUUGCAGAUAUUGGAGCUGCAUGAUGGAAUCCACCAGUCAUGGUGGCACCAUGCCCAACAAUCUUAAAACUCAUUUUUAGCUUUCCAUCAGUGAUCCAUGGAAUGAACGUUGACGAACUGAAGUCAUGGGUAAACUUUACUUCAAUGGCUAUGCCAGAUACCCUGUAGCUGACCUACACAUCUCCCAUAAACUUUUCACUGCCCCCAAAUCAGCCUUUACCCAUGCUAAUAUUACCCAACAGGAAAACCAGUCUCAGGAGAAACUACAAGCUACCCUUUCCUCGCUACAGUUCAUCCAAUAUACAACGGACCUCCUUCCCGUAAUGACCCACCCCAAUUCCUCCCAAUGCUUUCUCUGUGUCUCUCUCUCUCCCAAACAUUAUUAACAGCCAUUACCAUUAACUUUUCAAUUUAUGACUUCCAUGGACCCCUGACCAUGAGGAAAGCACAGGACAUUCCUCUCUUUGACCUACCCCCACCUCUUUGCCUUGUAGGGCUCUCCUCAAAACCCCAUCUUGCAUGUGCCCAUGACAUCACCAUUACCAAAUCAGUAUGUGUUAACACUCCUGCCCUCCUCUGGUGUAAAGGCACUAUAAGUGCCUGUAUCAACCAUGAUUUUCAGGGCUCCAGUGCCCAAGUGAUUGUUAUCCCCCAGGCUUACCUCUAUGAACCUGAAGGACUUGCCUUGCAGAUGGGAGGAAGCCGAAAGAAGAAAGAGAUCUUCAUCCCUCUGCUCAUUGGACUAGGCCUUGCUGUUUCACUUGGUGCUACAGGAACUGCUGGGGAAGCCCUUGUCCAGACACAACACCUGGCCAGAGACUUCAAGGACAAGCUUGACCAGGCAAUGUCCUCUACUAUAGACAGCCUUGAAUCUCUUCAAUGCCAGAUAACCUCUUUAGCAGGAGUUGCUCUCCAAAACCAGAGGGCCCUGGACUUGUUGCCUGCUGAACAGGUUGGGACUUGUGUUUUGCUGGGGGAGGAAUGUUGCUUCUAUGUCAAUGAAUCUGGGCUGGUAGAACAAGAUGUACAAAUGCUCAAAGAGCUCCAGGGGAACCUCCGGACACGCUGUACUCCCAACAACCCCUACCCCUUGGAACUCUAA
Grammomys surdaster is the source of this 1693-nucleotide messenger RNA. Its product is annotated as ERV-BabFcenv provirus ancestral Env polyprotein-like. The coding region runs from base 938 to 1693 and encodes 251 amino acids. The transcript has 2 exons. The record is from RefSeq and is a predicted model, not a curated record. Lineage: Eukaryota; Metazoa; Chordata; Mammalia; Rodentia; Muridae.